AAAAGAAGACAAAAUGGCACUGUGAUUUUUCUAAUUUCUGGAGAGAGAGAGAGAGAGAGAGGAAGAUUAGAUAGGUUUUUUUUGUUUUUAAUUCAACGUUGUAAGAAAGAGAAAAGAGUUGUCUUUUUUUUUUUUUUUUUAAUUCUACGUUCUCGCCAUUUGCGCCAUUGAUUGAUUCAAGCUAAGUGCGUUGAAGUAGAGGUUUUACCGAAAGCUUGAUCUUCUAGGGUUUCUGGUUCAUCGAGUGGUGAAUUUCACUGCAUUAUCCGUCGGAUUUCGAUCUAAAAAAAAUGGGUGAUACAGAGAAGUGUAACACUGACAUGAUCCAGAGACUCCAUUCAUCAUUCGGCACAUCGUCUUCUUCGAUUCCGAAACAGCCAAUUUCUCUGAAUCAGCAGCUCGAAAUCCCUCAAUUAAACCCUAAUUUCAUGCGCUCAGCUCAAUUCCCCCAAUUCUCGCAGCCUUUCAGUGACAGUGGCAAACGAAUCCCGUCUCGCAUCCCGCCGACUUCUCCCUACUCUCAGAUCCCGACGACCCGACAGCAACCCGGUUCGCAGAGUUUCAACCCGGGAGCUACUCACUCGAGGUCAUUGUCUCAGCCUUCCUCUUUCUUCUCCUUCGAUUCCUUACCUCCCUUAAGCCCUUCUCCCUUUCGCGAUCACGAUGUCUCCAUGGAGGAUAGAGAUUCCGGCGGCUUUAACAACAACCCUUCCUUGUUGCCUCCGUCGCCGUUCACGAGGUGUAACUCAACCUCUUCUAGAGUCGUCGCCGCCGGCGAGAGUCUACCUCCGAGAAAAUCUCAUAGACGCUCCAACAGUGAUAUCCCCACUGGGUUUAACUCCUCUUCCAUGCCUCCAAGACCGUUGGAGAGGUCCAUUUCCGGCGGGGAAUGCGCUGAUUGGUCAAAGACAACUCCUUUCGUGAAGAAGGAAUCGAGCUGCGAAAGAGAAGGCGCCGGAGAUAGAGAAGCCAUGGAUGAUCUCUUCUCAGCGUAUAUGAAUCUCGAAAACAUCGAUGUCUUAAACUCCUCGGAAGCUGAUGAUAGCAAGAACGGCAAUGAGAACCGGGACGACAUGGAGAGCAGUAGAGCAAGCGGGACCAAGACAAACGGUAGUGAUACAGAAGGAGAAAGCAGCAGCGUCAAUGAGAGUGGGAACCAUAACAAUAAGAGAAGAGCGGGCGGAGUUGAUAUUGCUCCUACGAGCAGACAUUACAGGAGUGUUUCUGUGGACAGUUGUUUCAUGGAGAAGUUGUCCUUUGGCGACGAUUCACUAAAGCCGCCUCCUUCUCCCGGAACUGUGUCUCGGAAAGUUUCCCCUACCAAUUCGGUCGACGCGAAUCAGGGAGCUGCUUUUAGCAUCGAGUUUAAGAACGGUGAGUUUACUGCAGCCGAAAUGAAGAAGAUCAUGGCCAAUGAUAAACUAGCGGAGAUGGCCAUGUCUGACCCUAAGCGUGUCAAAAGAAUAUUGGCGAACCGUCAAUCUGCAGCGCGGUCAAAGGAGAGGAAGAUGCGGUACAUAGUCGAAUUGGAACACAAAGUGCAGACUCUUCAGACCGAGGCUACUACAUUGUCUGCUCAGCUCACGCUUUUGCAGAGAGAUAUGAUGGGGUUGACAAACCAGAACAAUGAGCUGAAGUUUCGUCUUCAAGCAAUGGAGCAGCAAGCGCGACUUCGCGAUGCUCUGAACGAAGCACUGAAUGGGGAAGUUCAGCGACUGAAAUUAGCAGUUGGUGAGACCAGCCACAAUGAAUCUGAUAGAUCAAAGAUGCAAUCACUCAACGCGGAGAUGUUCCAGCAACUCAACAUCAGCCAGUUAAGACAGCAGCCACAGCAGAACCAGAAUGGAACCAUGUCGACAAAACCUGAAUCAAGUGAAUAGAGCAGACAAGUUGUUGCGGUGAUGACUGGAUCAAAGGAUUUGGAGUUUCAAAUUUUUUCAUGUUACAUAUCAAUCAGACAUUAUAUUUAAAUUAUGUGCAGGGUCAGUUGAAUUUACAUAUAUCGUAUAUGGCGUAAGUCCAAAAAAAUUAAUUUUACAGUAUUUUAUCUUAGAAAGAAACAAAAUUCAAUUUAUGGUAGAUAAGUAUGAUGUACGAAUGAAUACGGUUGUAAUGGAGGCUCAAGAGAUUGAGCUUCAGACAAAGAGAUUAUCUGUUUGUUUUGUCUCUUUAUAAUUUAGUUUGUA
Molecule: messenger RNA, 2186 nt
Organism: Eutrema salsugineum
Lineage: Eukaryota; Viridiplantae; Streptophyta; Magnoliopsida; Brassicales; Brassicaceae
Product: transcription factor RF2a
Exons: 5
Coding region: 291-1880 (529 amino acids)
Biological process (GO): regulation of DNA-templated transcription
Cellular component (GO): nucleus
Molecular function (GO): DNA-binding transcription factor activity
Source: RefSeq, a predicted model, not a curated record